Messenger RNA from Penicillium verhagenii, 228 nucleotides. RefSeq lists its product as uncharacterized. Bases 1 to 228 code for a protein of 75 amino acids. The record is from RefSeq and is a predicted model, not a curated record. Lineage: Eukaryota; Fungi; Ascomycota; Eurotiomycetes; Eurotiales; Aspergillaceae. The transcript has 2 exons.
AUGGUGAGAUUGAUUAAGUCCUUCCAAGUAGCCCGAUUACCCAUCCGCCCAUCAAUCGAGACCCGCGUCCCCUUGCCUCGCGCCCCAGCCAGAACACGCGAUCAGACCAUGCAAAAUGUGAAGCGAAAUAGUAUAUCCACCGGAGAAAAGAAGGUUCGAGAGCCAGAAUGGAAUGUGGAUGUGGAUGUGGAUGUCAAUGUGAAUGGAAUGGUGGUGGGAAAGAAAUGA